This is a messenger RNA of Porites lobata, 23943 nucleotides long. NCBI's taxonomy places the organism in Eukaryota, Metazoa, Cnidaria, Anthozoa, Scleractinia, Poritidae. The record is from the annotation of a GenBank genome assembly.
AUGGAGCAUAUUCACGUCUAUCGAGUCAAAGCCUCGCGCCGAUUCUCCCAUGUUUAUUUGGCUUUGUGUGUGGGUAUUCCUGGUUAGAAAAUAUUACAAGCAAACCUACAUAAACCGAAAAAUUUCGCUUUGAGAUCAUGCCAAAAUUUCCUGGUCAUGUACGUAAGCUGAUUCGACUGGGACAAUUUUUGGACCAUUUUUGAUGUGCUCGAAGCAAAUUGGCCAUACCGAAAAACAAUUUUUGGAACCAAUGAGCUAUACUUUUACACCCAAUUAUAUACUUUUAUACCCAAUGGCGAUUUGUUCGUUCUAGUAUGAAAUGGCGCUAAAAUCACAUACACUACCAACGUAAGUAGCACACAGGGUGACACAAACUAUUAUACGAGAAAUACGUAUCUCGCAACCCCUUGCGAAACGCGGUGUUGCACACAAGUUAUGAAGCAAACUCCGUCUGCAAAGUGAGACGCGAAACUAAGUGUGCCUCUCAAGAUAAGCCCUGACGGACGGUGUGGGAUCUGAGUGCUUGGGUAACCAGCUGCGAAUGUCAGGACCAUUACUUCUUCGUAUGGUGUUUUCCUUCUUUUCCUUUUUUCAUUGUCCUUUUUGAUUACUAAAUGAGUAAUGGAAAUUGCAUUUAGCAAUACUUCGGGCGCCGGAUGGAAAGAAAAAAGAAAAAGAAGAACAAGGCAUUCAACUCGGGUUCCGGCCGAUCGAUGGACUGAAACCAGCGCCAAGUUAAUUGUGGAUUUGUCUCGGUGUGUCUCUUGACGGCAGAAAGCCGUGCUAAAAAGUACUUCCAAAGAAACAAAACUUGUUGAGACAACAGGAUUAAAGUUAAACUUGAAAUCCGUAAUGGAUACUUCGUUCUUGGCUCUUUCCUUAAACGUACGAAGGGUUUAAGGGAAGAAAUCAGGCCACUUCAAGUUGUACACAGUUUCUCUGUUACUGGCGGAACUCCACCCUGACAAAAAUACUCCUCUUUUUUAGGUGUCAAGAACGUCAGAGGGUGUUAAGAAAUUGGAGUCAAAAUAAUGAAAAUUAAGGUCAUGGAAAUUAACGCUACACUUAAUUAACGGCACGGAAAUUAACGUUAACAUAAAUUAACGGGACCAAAAUUAAAACGCGAAUUUUGGAAAUUCGCGUUAAUUUCAUGAAGAGUUAAUUUCCUAUAAUAAGGUAGCAAUUUUUCCCAGGCAUAUUAAUUAUAUCAACUCCAUAUUAACUAGAAAACAACUUCCGUCGGUUGCAAGGAAAGGAACGGAGGACAAAUUUUCAAAGGAAAACGGUGAAGGAACAACGAAAAAGCUGUCUCACUCGGUCGGCAUUUUUUGUUUUGUGGUUCUGUACGGAUGUUCCCGGAAACACUAUUUUUGCGGGAAAUCAGUACAUCUAAAUAUAUAUUUUAAAGGGAAAGGGUUGACUCAAGAAGGUUAUGGCACACUACUAAUCGGCUCCUGAGACGUACAGUGAUGCAAUAUAUACCUCUUAAUUAUUACCAGUGUUUUCGGUCUGUACUGUAAAUUACGGAUCCUCGUUUUUUCCCAUCGAUUUAUGGCCCAAGCGCGAAGCGUGCGGGCCAUAAAUCCAUGGGAAAAACGAGGAUCCGUAAUUUGCAUUACGGAUCGAAAAAACGAGGCUAAUAAUCUGUUUAUUAUAUGCUUCCUGUUUAGGAAACAAGUGCAGAACAAGCGAUUUGACAGUCAUUUGACAGGCGUCAUUUCAAAGUUUGAAUUGGCUCACCGAAGGCUUUUUGUCUGAAAGUAAAAUCAAAGUGCUAAUGCGCCAUGUUGAAAAAGUCUAUUCUGUCAAAACUAAUAGCUAAGAGCUCUGUAAGUAUUCGCUAUCCAAUGUGACGCUGGAGUCUUUUGAAAGCUGGAACUGGGUUGAAGUUGAUCCAUCUCAAUCUUUCGCUGGCCUUUGGAAAAAAACAUUGCAGAUGGCAAAGAAGCUUAUCAAGGGGACCAGGUGCACUCUAUGUUUGUUAUCAUACUUUUCGAAGGAAUCGCUCGUUUACUCUUAGGCGAAAUGUCUCGUCAAUCUCUGCCAGUCAGAAACUACAGAAAAUUUAAUGCCGUUAGUUUUAAGGUGUUUCGAUGCAGUUUUUCGCAGACCAUACCGAUGUCCAAUCGCCUUAAAAGAGAUUUUAUCCUUGUCCGAUCGACAAAAUUUUCCCGAGUGAUUGACUAUAAAUUGAAGUUUAUCAAAAUGCAGUUUCUAGUAAAAUCGAUAUCACUAUGACAACAAUAAACAAAAAAGUAGGCUAGUUUUCAGAUCGUAAGAAAGGAAAUACACCAAAACUUCCAUGCAUCGAAAUAUGAUGUUAAGCAGCCUUCUGACGCUAUUUAAGAUUAACUUGAGUUAUUUAGAACUCUUUUACCAAAUAAUUUAUCACGGCUAUUGAAAAUAUAAGGUUUGAAAUAUAUUUACGUUUUAUUUGAAUUCAAACAUACAGAAUUUUUUACUUCUCACGGGGCUUAUUUGCUAAACACCACACUGUAAGUUACUGAUGUCAGAUUUUCAGGAGCAGGUCUAGAUCGAGCGAAAUUUGGAUUUAAUCGAUUUCAAUUUUUUGUUUUUUAUUUUGGUCAUAGUGGUAUCGAUUUUACUAAAAACUGCAUGUUGACCGACUUCAAUUAAUGUUCAAUCACUGGUGAAAAUUUUGUGGCGAUCAUACAAGGAUAAAAUCUCUUUUAAGGCGAUUGAAAAACAUCGGUAUGGUCCCCAAGAAACUGUAUCGAAACACCUUAAAACAGACAGAAAAUGAAUCGCCGAUUGAAGCGUGCUGUCAAUACAACAGAUCCAAACACUUGGGCCGAUUAGAAGAGGUUGAGAAACGAAAUAGCAUCUGACCUUAACUUAGAAAAGCAUAAUCUGCUUAUUUCAGAGAUCAACUUAACCAGGCGAAGACAACUGCGGCUUCCGUUAUACGAGGAUGUAAUGUCCAAAGCAACCAAACCUAAAGUACGCAAGAAGAAAAGGUCGCUUAGGCGCGACAACAAUAGCCUAGCUGGGAAUGAGACCGAGAAAGCUAAUCUUAUGAAUAGCUUUUUCUCCACAAUUGGUCAAACAUUAACUGUAGGGCAAUCCCAGUACUUUACCAGUCCCAAAAAUAUCCGAUAUUUGUCUAUCCAGCAAUGAAGUAGAGAGAAAAAGUUAGUUCAUUGAAGAAAAGCAAAGCUACUGGACCAGAUUAGAUAUCAGCCAAACUGAUGAAACUUGCAGGACCCGCUGUUGUACUCCCGCUAACCAGCCUUUUCAAGCGCAGUACUCGUGAAUUCUGGGUUUAUAGCGAUUGGAAAAUGUCUAGACUAACUCCUGUGCACAAGAAAGAUGAUCCUACAGAAAUAGGAAAUUAUCGCCCCCUCUCUCUGCUGAGUGUCCUCAGUAAGAUUUUGGAAUUAUGUGUUGCGGACUCAAUUGUGAGUCAUGUUUUCAUCGAAGAGGGCAAAGGGCCUAUAGAAAAGGGAGAUCUACAGAGCUACUUCUUACUCACCUAAAUAAAAAUUGGCGACGCGCAAUUGAUAACAAGAAAUUGUGGGCGUUCUAUUUAUGGACUUCUAAAAGGCGUUUUAUUGCGUUUCACACUCCCUUGUACUUGUAACCAACUCUGUAUAAGCAUGAUUCACUAGUGCCGCAUCCCAAGAAGUGCGAGGGUGUGAUCCUUCACAGAAAUAAUUUUGUUGGGCCCCUUGGUAGCUUAGAAAUUGACCAGCAUCACAUAAAGGGGACAACCUAUACUAAAUUGUUAGCUGCUACUAUUGACAAUAAGCUCACGUGGUCAAGACACAUUUCAGAACUUAAUAGAGGGUUUGUUAAUAAACUGAACCUUAUUAAACGCUCUCGCUUCCCACCCAUAAAAACGCUUUUAGACCUACAUUUUAAAGUCAUUUUACCCUUUAUAACUUAUGUGCUACCAGUUUGAGGGUGUGCCACCAAUAAGAAUGAGUCAUACUUUGGAAUCUAUUUAAUGCAGAGCUGCUAGAGUCACAUAUAACCUGCCCGCGACUUACCCUCUGAAGACGUUCGAAAAUCAGUCAAGUGGGAUUCUUUAUUUGAUUACAUAGCUUUAUCAUGCUUAGAACAUGAUCCAGAGGCGAGAGAGAACAAGUAAGACUUGCGUCAACGCCACCGCGUAACUGUUCCGCAUUUCGAAACGUACUACAUGAAGAACUCCAUCUCGUACAAAACAUCCAUUGCUUGGAACUUGUAAGAUCCCUCCGUAGCUAGCACAAGAGCCUACGCUAAAAUGGCCUUAAACUCUGAAGCCCUCAAAAAUCUCAACUUCUCAGCUGAAUCACCCCAAAUGGGUGCGUUCAACAACAGUGAUUUCGUCUUUUAUUUUCUAAUAUUCAAUUAAUACAGUCGACUCCCGAUAACUGGAACCCUCGCUAACUCGAACCUCGCGCUAACUCGAACCAAAAUCGAUUUCCCCUGGAUUUCCGUCAUACAUUCACUGUAAUUUUACCCUUGGUAACUCGAACUCCCGCUAACUCGAACCAAUUUUCGUUUCCCCUCAAGUCAUUUUCUAUAUUUUACCCUCGAUAACUCGAAUCAUGUUUUGAGCCCUUAAAAAGUCGGGAAAAAAAACUCGUCUACUAAAGUCCGAAACAUUGAAUUUUGGAUUUCCUAUUGACGUGUUGUAGGAGUAUAGUUUACUAGUGGAGGUUGAUGUUGAUUGUCACAGGUUAACGUGAAGCAGCUUUUCUUGUCAAAACAGUAAAACGCAUGCUUUCAUUAGAUUAUGUUUUGUUACUUUACGUUCUGAUUUAUAAUCUAAAAUUAUCUUUUGACUUUCACUUGACAUUUCUACAAUUAAAUGUGAUUAAAAUGUUCACUGUGCAGUAAAAACUGUUUUUUACCUUACUCUCGGCUAUUUUCUUCAAACUCCCGAUAACUCGAACCUUUUUUCGAUUUCCCUUGAGGGUUCGAGUUAUCGGGAGUCGACUGCGCUACAUGAUCAAUGAUUCAAAGCCAACUUUAUUAGCAUAUGAUGCAUUUAUGUUUUUUCUUGAUAGAACAAGUAUUUUUAUUACUAAUUUUUACUUUUUAGGUAUAGUUUCUUAAUUACAAUCUGCAUGUACUUUAAUUAGCAUGUUUUUAAUUGAUAUCAUAUACACGGCCCCAUAAGCUGUAUUAGUUUUAAUUUUAACUGUACUCGUUUUUAUAAGAAAAUAAAAUAAUAAUAAUGAUAAUAAUAAUAAAAGUUAAUCAUGAUUUUCUUUACACACUUAUUUAGCUGCUUGUUGGUUAAUAAUUAACAAACCUCAGCCUAACCUCCAUUGAGGGGACACUUGCCUUGGUCACGAGGGUGUCCUCUGAAUAGAGGUUCCACUGUAUCUACACUCCUUCAGUCCAGGAAGGUCAACUGAGUUUAUUGACAUUUUAGCCGGAUCGAAGAGUGUGUGGAUACCAUAACAUCAACUCUAAGGGAGAGGAUUGAUCACUUACGUUGUCGAGGCUCUAAUGGGUAGUUACCAAGCAACAAAAAUAAUUACACUCUUUGAGUUUGCGUGCGAAUUACAAUGAUCAUGAUCAUCAUCAUAAUCAUCAUAUUAUCGUCGUCGUCAUCGUCGUCCAAUAUUAGGGAGCUUAUAUUAAGCAACUACAGUUACGACGACGACGACAACUUUAAGAAAACAAUAGGUUUAAUGAUUAAAACAACAGCUCUGCACGUACAUCACGCUUUUUAGUACUAUACAUUUCUUUGACGUCCACUGCACGACUACGACGUGAAACCUCCUAACUGGACGUUUUAUGGAGGACGUGAACAAACGACGACGAAUUUUCCUUCCUCUUUUUGAACUUGAAUAAAAUCCUUAAGAAUUCAACCCCAGGAAAAGUCUCCUGCAUUUGACAUAUUGAGCGGGUCCAAAAGAACGCAAAUUCACUUUUUUAGCGACGUUUUCACUGCCGUCGUGGUCGUCGUUGCUUAUGGUCCCUAAUUGCGCCGUAAUUGGUCACGAGCUUUUUCCAUUCCUGACGGUCUUGAAGUUAAUUAUCUCUUUUGUCAUCACAGAGAUAGCAAAAUAGCAACUUGAUAAUGAAUAAAUGCUUAUUGAUUAUGUUUUGAUAAAUAAAUGAGUUGCCCCGAGUAGACAAUUAAUUGACCUGAAAUAAUGACUAACAACGCCAUCAAAACUAAUAGCUAUACCUAAUUUUAUGUUCAACAAAGAAAACGUGAAGAUGUAUCUUAGGCUGCUUCUUAUUGCAAGAAGGCUAGCACUUGACUCGUUUUGGUGUUACAGGUGCGUAUAUUAAUCACAGUCUUUUUAAAUCUUAUAUAAUAUGCAUUACACACAGCGCACGUCAUGCGCUGAUACCUUCAUCCGCGACACCUGACAGAGUUUCUAUAUUUGGAGUUGCGCAGUAUUUCAGCUCCACAUAGACAAGAAAAAUGCGAACAAUGAGUUAAAUGUCUACUGUUGAUACUGUUUUCACUGUGAAUGAAAAAAUAUUUUCUCUCAGGAGGAAAUGUUUUGCAACUUCUCGUUCUCGUUUCCUUUCCUCGCCCUAGUCGAGCAAUUUCCUAUUUUUUGUGUUUCACCACAAAACAAGGGCGUGGACAUGCGGUUUUACGACUCUUAAAAACAAGAUUCUCUGGUUAGUAACUUCUCACAGGAUUUACGUGUCAAAAACAAUUGCGUUGUACGCUGACAGCUGUUUUCCCUUUGUUGGGCUUGUUGACACGCACUACCUUUCCAAAAUGUAAAUCAGCAACGCAAAUUUUCCUAAGUUUAUUUGUUAAAGAAGUUUUAGUUUCGAAGGGGCGAUCAUACAUUCAUAAUACAAAGACAAAAAAAAAGCGACCGCGUUUCUUAGUAUUUUUAUAUAUAUCGUUGCUGGGUUCAGAUUAGCUUGUGACUAUAAAGGCUAGCCAAUGCGUGUGGUUACAUGACGAAGUAAAUAUUGCGAUAUUUAAAGUUAUUUUAGUCACUAUUUCUAUGGAAAAACUAUGGCAGAACAGAUCUAUGAAAAACUUAUUGAAUUCGUGCUGAAGAAAAUAGCCUCUGUGUGACACCGCAAAUAUAUAUUACUUGAUAAAUGAUUAUAAUAGUUAACAUAAAAUAUAUAUUAUGAUAAUACUAUUUAAAAAAUGUAAUGAAUUCCUUUUUGCACAUUAUUUUUCUCUUGGUUAAUAUUAAAGAUUGUCUGUCAUUUGCAAACAGUCACUAAUUCGCCUUUAAAGAUCUCUAUAAAAAGCCAAAGCUAGUCCAAAUUGUAGGCGAAAUCAUUUACCAUUGACUGAUCUGGCUUCUGAAUUAACGAUGACGUAAAUUGAACUCUGAUCGGACUGUUAGAGCGCUUUCAAGUGAAGUCAUCACACUUCCCACUCGGAUAUGUGAUGUACUUCUCUGCAUGCAGCAAUAUCGAUGAUGAGCUGUCAUUAUCAUGUGAUCAGCGGAAAUAAGGGACACGAGUGUAUAAAAUUAAACCGUCGGCAGUUUAUGUAUUAGUGAAACAAUAGAAAAGUGCCGAAUUUCGGGUGGGUCCUUAAAAAGAGCGGUGCACAUAUUAUAUCAGGGGUAGCCAAGGAAGUCAGCAACUGACACAAUUAAGGAGCAAUCAUCGCCGGAGAAGAGAUAUUUUAGCUUACGCACAACUUCGUCAACAAGUAUCACAACCCGUGAGUGUAUGGUGUACUACCGAUUUCUUGUCAUCAACAGACAGACUUAUUGUUCCACAGAGAAAUAUCUCCGUACCAUUCUAUUAAACUAGAGAUUUUUUUCCUUUCAGUUAGUAUGAAUACAUGUCACGGAAAGCGGGUUUCUCGCUGGGUUUCUGCCACCAUGUUGAUUUUCGCGUCGUUGCAGCUAUCUGGUAAGUCAGUGAGCAAAUUCUGUCCAUUUUGGAAUUACAGUCAUUACCGACCAAAUAAUACCUAAAUGAUGCAUUGUUUCUUUUUGGGCCAUUUUAGAGGCAAUAAGAUGGAACAAACAGCCUGAAAAACCAACAAUCUUGGUUGAAGGAGUAAACAACACUGGGGAGAGUCUGAAACUCGAAUGGACUUUCGUUAAGGAGCCAUCUGAAUUUAUUGAAAGAGUCACAUUUCGAAGAGAUGAUGCUGAUCCACCAGAAGAUAUUGCAGUCAACGAAGAAGGAGGAGCGUUUACUGUUUUUUCGAAAUUUAUCUCAAACUACAGUGCAAGCAUUCCAGCUACACUGAUGUUGCGAAAUCCCGUGACCAACGACGAGGAGUUCAUAUAUUCUAUCGUGGUAUCGCUCCGCGAUAAUAACAAUCCUGCGCCAAGUCUUAGCGACAAAGUACAAUUAAUAGUGUUUGGUAAGUAAAAUAUGUCUUUCCUUCUAAGUUUUUCAGUUAUUUCUAACAUUUUCAGGCUAAUAUAAAGCGUAUUUCAAAAGACCUUUCAUAACAGCCCCCUAUUUAAGUUCUCUAGAGUAAGCCGGGCGUCGUCAGUCCCCUGAAUCGUGACUUAAUUGAGUGUGAGAGAGAUUUAUUAAACCAAAUUUCUCUACGUCACCCUGAAACUCUUGAGAAAAGUCUGAAUAGCGGUGUAUGAGUAUUUUUUGACGGUCUUUUUUCAACAGUACCUUUGCGGUAAGCUUCGCAUCAGUUACUUCCUCAAUGGAACGUGCGUUCGUUCUUGCGUGCCUUUAAUUUGAAAUUAACGUAAUUGCCCUUUUUUUACCAUCUCUGCACGCGCCAUAAUGUGUCAAAAGCCUUAGGCUAUAUUAUGUAAGCUUUUAAUUAGCUGACUUAAAGGAGAAGUUUGAAAAUACUGAGCAUAUUCAUAGUUUAUUCCAUCACAAAACCAUCAUUUUUCACGACACUACAAACUGCAGACAAAUAUCAACACUGUACUCGUUUUCUUCAUGCGGUUCAGUUUUGAGUAAGUUACUUUCAAUCAAUCAUGUAGUAAGUUAUACCAAUUAUAUAGCAGAGAAAAGGCUGUUUCGUUGCGUAAAUUAACCGACCAUAAAAGAUCGGACCCUUUAAGUAGCGCAAUUAUUUUGAAAAAAGAAAUUUCGGGCCAUGCGAAAACGAUUAACAUCAAUAAAGCUUAUAUUGGUCGCGUCAUAUUAGAGAUAAAAUAUUCACACUAUUUCACGCAAAAAAUAAAAGAAGCAACUUUAAGGUAAAUUGUCGUUGUCGCCCAAUUAUUUUGAAAUCAAAAGUUAUUUUAUAAGUUGUUUUGGAAGCUUGCGUUUUAGUUCUGAAAUGCGUAGGAGUUACGCAUAGUGACUCAUGGAAUGAUUUGCAUACAGAGUCUACCACGACUCAGUGAAUAUUGAGUGUUAUGUCAUUUUUCGUCGUGUUCACAAUAUAUGGAUGCUAAAUAUAUGAUUUGAAGUUUCUGCGUGCAAAAACAGUUAUGGUAACAGAAAAAAGCGCAUCAAGAGAUCAGUUGUCGAUCUCUUCAACUGGCAUGGUUUUAAGGUUCCUACUUUUAGAUUGUAGACUCUAGUCAGUACAGACUGACUUUAAGGAAAACAACGUAGCCAUUCGUUUUAUCCUUUCCGGACAUCUGACAAACAUCUUAUAAACUUGGGCGUGCAGCAACCACAUCGAUAAUCAACUUUUGGCUCAGGUCUACUUCAUUCAUGUACUUCUUUUAAAAAUUUUUCUCCCCACUGACAAUGCCGUAAUUGUGAGAUAGUAAAUUACAUUUUGAGGUCGUCAUUAAUGUUACUCAACCGUUUAAGCCGUGUGGUUGAAACUAUUGGCCAUAUUUAUGUGAUCUACUUGACGGUUUUGAGACUUCACUAAUUUUAGUGCAAGCACUUAUUUCUUGGAUUCAUGAAUUGGACGAUUUCCUAAAAAGCCUGUAAAGUUACAUGGAAUCCCUUUUACGUCUACGUAUGACGUAUUACUUCGCUCAUAAUAUUCACUGUAAUAUAUACCAGCCACUCUUCUUUGAGGCCACCUUGAGCCCCAGCUGAGUAGAACCCUCCUUGACGUAUAAGUUAUUGUUAUUCCGCCUUUUCCAAAACUUUAAUCGUGAAAUUUAGUUUUUCUCUGUUCAAUAUCUGUCUUGAAAGGGUUCCGUGAGACCGUAUAUGGACGAUAUUCGUAUUCCCCGACGGCGCUGGGACGAGACACUUCACAGCAUGAUUGCGAGGAUAAUUUAAGAGCGGGGAACUUGUUAGCAAAAACAAAACCAAACAUUGGUUAGUCGCGGGUGAAUCGCUUCAAAACGAUAGAAAUCAGCAAAAACACUGGUAGAUUUAAAAGCUGAGACCUUACGGGUAAGCUAAAGGGAUAUCUGUCUCAAAAAACAAAACUGUGGGAAGAGCUGGUCGUACUAACAGCAAAAGUUAAAAAGUCACGAAGCCAAAAGAAGAAACAAUCAAGAAUAUGGUAUAUUGUGUCAAAAUGUCAACACUCGAAUCCUUUUAAUAAAAUUUUAUUCUUCUUAUUAUUCUUUUUCUCUUGUGUGUAUCAGUCUGUAGUUUGAAGUUUAAACUGCUCAGUGUUAUCGUCUGUACCAAACUCUGUGUUCAACUGCGUGCACGUUUUUGUACUCUCGCGCAAUUGUUAUCGAAGAUAAUGUAACUUAAAUUUAAAAAUAAACUUUACCUAGUCAUCUUUGUUCAAACCGGUUUAACUUCCUUAAAAUGCACAUGGACUGUGUGCAGAACGCUAAGCCCCGAACUGAUAAGUAAUUAUCCACUGAAUGAGUCGUUUGCUUUACUUCAAAUACACAUUUAAGAUUUUGCAUCCGCUCUGUUAGAAAAUUUCAACUGCAAAGUAGGGGUGAUAACAUCACCGUUAACUUUAUCGCAGGCUUUCGAUAAGUACGUCCAUUUCAAAAUAAGAUAUUCUUCAAAAGGACACUGAGCACUCUUCUCAUCAAUAUAAUUAUGGUUAGGAUCGCUGUUUUUCUUGGUAAUAAUGAGCAGAUCUCCCUUUUGUUGUUUGAAAUAAUGAUCUCUCAAGUAUGUAAGCCCUUCGAAACUUUACAAUGUUAAAAAUUUUCCUUAAAUUCGGCAAACUCAGCCACAGUUUUUUCAAAUUUGUUUGUCCUCUUGGCGAGAAGGUCCCCCGCAUGAGCCUCGCAUUCAUGAUCAAGGCCCACUGGUCCCAGGACUGUCGGAGAAUACGAAUUCUGUCUAUUUUUAAACGGUACCGCCGGAGUUUUGUUCCAAUUGUUUUUGUCUGUUGGCAAUUAAGAGUGCAUUUUUAGUGAAGACUCGUUCGGUAAUUAUCAAGAAGUGCACGGUGAAACUAACCAUAAAUCAACUGCUGAGUGUCGGCUUUAUAAGAGAGCAAGGAAUUUCAAGCACGAACUUCACCGCUGGCUGAUGAUUUUUAUCAUGGCUUUUUAGUGAUGGGGUUAUUUUAGAACAAAGAUUGAAAGAUGCCUUAGUCUUGAAAUCUUUUUCUAAAAAAUUCGGAUUUCGAUAGUGUUUAAAAGUCCUGUGAAUAGUUAUUAAGAUGUGAACAAUUUCUUCCAUUAUUUAUGUGGUGUUUACAAGUUCCCUAAGCCUCCCUAAGGCUGUGAAAAAUAACAAAAAACAACUAACGAACAAAUAAAACAAUAUAGGGAAACGAUUAUUUAUUUGAGGAACACUGAAUAAUAACGUAUUCAUAGUUUCACAACUGUAUCAUAAAUCGCCAAUCUGAGUUCUCUAUUACUACCAUUUCAGAGCGUUUUAAGGCAAUAACUCCCUCUAGGAAAGAUAUCAAUGAUAGUAGUGCGCAAUUACUCAGCGGGGUAGACACUCAUGAGCCUACACUAUGCGAACAUUAAACUAUUAAUAGUCGAUACCCAUGAAAUAAAAGAAUUAUUGAGAGAGCCCUUUUAGCUGAAUUUGCCGGUAAGAAGGACCAAAACCACAUGAACUGAAUUCUUGGAGGAAAUAAGACACAUAAAAUUGCCUUUUAAAACGGUAGAAGUACGACUUUUCGAAUUCUUAUUAACGGCUCGCCCGACUUGUUUCCUUUCACAGGUUUAAACUGAAUUUGAAUUGGAUAUGCGGCAGCGUUAAAAUAAAGGAUACUUUUCUUUGAAGGGUUCUGUUCAUGGGUAACCUGCAAACGGUUUGAUGGCUCCUGCGGCCGGCGUAAUCAUUUCUUUUUUCGCCAGGAAUGAUGAAAGAAAUUGCAGUUGUUUUAUCUGCGUUUUUUGUUUUCGACAGUGCCCCCAAGAAUUACAUCAGAGCCAGAGAGGGAGUCUAAAGUUCGCGUUGGAGACAAUUUGACACUGACUUGCAAUGUAUCUGGUGACCCACUCCCAGAAGUCACAUGGAGCAAAGAGGGCCAAACGCUUAAACUGUUUAAUGUUACUGGCCCUGUUCUGCAUCUCGUUAACGUAACGAGGAAGGAUGUUGGAUCUUACAAAUGCACAGCAAAAAAUAAAGUUGGAGAGGUCUCUCACCCUGCCGCCGUUAACGUUGAAUGUAAGUAAUUUUUAGUUUCAAUUAUACUGUUAGCUAUGCAAUUGAAGUAAUCAGUACCGUGCAUUCACAAGUUCAAGGUACGAUCAAAAGGAGCAGUUGCUUUGUUAUUUUCUUGUGAACUAUUAUCUUGAAAGGCUAAAAUGUAUGUAGUAGUUUGGAAACUGCGAUAAAAGUUUGCCCUAACCACGACAUUUGCCUCCGUCAUUGAUGAAUGUGGGAAAACUGGUUCUCAAAAACUGAUGAGCCGAGUUAUUUAGUACAGCGUAGGUCAGACACCUUUCUAUCUUUUCAUUGCUGAGACAGAGGCAUUGAAUUAAACGUAAAAGUUGAAAGCAAUUUAUGAGCCUAUUUUUGUGUUAUUACUUUUGGGAAAAUUUAGAAUCCUUGUCGUCCCAUGUAAGAGAAUCUGUACUCCGAAAUCCGGAAAAUUCUUGCUCGUGGCGUAUUCGGAAUCCAGGAAUUUUUUGCUUGGAAUCCGGAAUACAGUUGAAGGAAACCGGAAUCCCGUUAACGAUUGAAAUCCGGAUUCCAAAUUCCACUGACACAGAAUCCGGAAUGCCGCGUGAGUACCUGGAAUCGACAAGUUCAGACUGUCUUGGAUUCCCAUUUAAACGGGGCGAUUUUUGAAACGCUCUGCAGUUGCCUGCAGAAAGAUACUUUGGGACUGUUAUCAGUUUUGAGUAGAAUCGCAUAAUUGAGUAAAAUCUCGCAUUCUGAUUGGUUAACGAAGCGAGGUGUUUAGUCUGGAAUUGCAAAUUGAAAACGAGGCUAAGCGAUAAUGUUUUGUAUGGUGGCGCACAACUGUCACGGCAAAACCAAAAACCUUAUGGCAAAAACAAAAUACCUCAUGGCAAAAACAAAAACCUCACGGCAAAACCAAAAACCUCACGGCAAAAACAACAUACCUCACGGCUAAACCAAAUUCUUCACAGCAAAAAAAGAAUAGCUUUGGUUUUGCCGUGGGUAUUUGCUUUUGCCGUGAGGUAUUUGGUUUUUGCUGUGAAGUAUUUGGUUUUGCCGUGAGGUCUUUGUUUUUGCGGUGAGGUUUUUGGUUUUGUCGCGAGGUAUUUUGUUUUUGCCGUGAGGUUUUUGUUUUUGCCGGGAGUUUUUCGGUUUUGCCGUGAGGUAUUUUGUCUUUGCCGUGAGGUUUUUGGUUUUGCUGUAAGGUUUUUGUUUUUGCCGUGAGGUUUUCGGUUUUGCCGUGAGGUAUUUUGUUUUUGCCGUGAGGUUUUUGGUUUUGCCGUGACAGUUGUGGGCCACCGUAGUUUGGAAUCUACGUAACAACUAUCGUUAAAUUCUGACACAACAACUGCAAAAAAGGUUUUCUACAAUGUCAUUUUGAAAUGUUUUCAAAACCAUUGUCACCUUUUGAAGAGUAGAAAACAAACAGAAGCGUUUUUAAAAUUGAGCCGGAGGUUCUUCCUUGUUUUGAAGUCAACUACAAAUUCUCGGAGAGACAUAAACUAACCUCUUUCGCUCGCAACCACGAGAAAACAAGAAAAUCCUGUGAACACAGCCCAGAAAAUGGUAACCCAAAGUUCAACCAAACAAAACGGAGAAGCGACAACGGAGAAAGUGCCAGGGUCGAUCGUCACAUAUACAGAAGAAGAGAUAAAUACCUUCAAAGACGACAUGGCCCCUGAAAACACGAAAAAGAGUACGCCGCUUGCAAUCGUCUGAGUCAAUAGCCCAUUCGGCCUUUGGCCUCAUGGGCUAUUGACUCAGAGCCCAUUCGGGCUCGAGGAAUAAUUGUUAAAUAGUAUCACUGAGAGGUUCAUAUUUUUGGUAAUGGAUUCAUAAUAACCGUCACAUAAAUCCAUUACCAUUGUAACUAGCAUUUAACCGGUGUAAAACAUAUUGUUGAGGUCCAUUGUUGGUAAAGCAGUUCUUAGCUUGUAGAGUCCAUCAAGCUUCUAAUUUUUUAAAGCAAAUAUAAUAAUUUUUGUCUUUUUAUGUCUGCGAUUGAUAGGUCCAGAAAACCAGUGUGAGGAUCAUGAAUUUGGAAUUAGAAUAACAAACAUCAGAUGGAUACAAGCCUUUAACAACUCCAAUGCAAUUGAAUAUAAAUCCUUGAAAUCAAACGUCACAUCAGAAGUAAGUCAAUAACCCUGGCUUUUGUCGUUUGGCUUUCCCUUAUCAUUUGCUGAUAAAAGAGUAACACAGAAUUAAGCAAUGGCUGUAUAAUUUCUUUUUCGUCAGGUUUACAAUCUAAAGCAAUGGGAAACCCGAGCCAAAUUAACCAAAUGCCAAAAAAAACCCGGCUAAUUGGGGACACUUACAACUGGAAAAUUGCACAUAUCUACUUAAGUGAUAUUGUGAACGUCCAGGAUCUAGAUUAAUGAGGGUAUUAUUACAUUUGUGGCUUGUAUCAACAGGGUGACUCUGUGUUUAAUCGAUCUGUCAUCAAAAAAUGUAUCGAAGGAAAUUCACCUGUUUCUUUCACAGAUUGCAAGAAUCUACACCCAAUCUCAAAAUGCCGAAAAGCAACUAUAUGGUAUAACUAUUGUGGAGUUUAGGUAUGGUAUAUGCAAUUAUUUAUCGUUGACAUGCAAUCAUGUAAUUGUAACAAAAAAAAAAAACGGAAGAAAAUUGUAUAUUAAUAAACGAUAGCUGGAGGGCAUUGGAAAAGAAUUAAAACCUCUCGAGAAUAACAACUUCUUUUGUUAAUUACAUCAUUAUAUGCUAUAUCUUAACCACAGUCGAUUCAUGACCUUGUUAAUAUGGAAGCUUAUCUAGCAAUUCAUGGAGCAUGAGUAUGAUAAUGAUGAGGUAAAGGAGAGAUCUGAUUAAUUUCUCAAAUCAUCCGAAAGCCUAAUCCAUGCGAUAAUAAUUUUAUUAUUCUUUCAAAACAUGCUUAAACAUAAAAACAAGCUAAACCAAGCUUAACCUGGAUCGAUGCUAAGUUCUCGUCUUUAUCUUCCAGCUGAUGAAAUCACGUUUUACGGGUUUUUUUUUUCAUUGAGCCACGUUUUUAACUCACUUUUCAGGAUCACUGAUGGAAGCAAACCGGUUUAAAUAGCAUUUUACAAAAUAUGCAUAUUUAAUUAAAUAGUCAUGCCUUAAUUGGCCUGAGUAUAAAAUAUCCUAAGAAAAUAUCCAACACCUCGCAAUGCCGCCACUGGUUUCUCCGCGAAAUAAAGUCUAAGGAAUGGACCCAGAUAUUCCUUACUAACGUAUGACGCGUCACUAUCCAGAUCUGGGUCAGUACUACUGAUUGGCUGGCAUACUGAAGACACGUCGCUACCCAUGAAAACUGGGCAAGGCCUUUGAUUGGAGGAAAAUUUCUUCAACCAAUCAGAAGCACUAUCCACUUUUCAUGGGUAGUGACGUGUCAUAAGUAUGGAAUUUCUGCGCUUGUUACCCUAGGUCAUUUCUCGGGGAAACCACUGGCGGUGUCACGAAAUGACGGCUGUUCAGUGUUUUCUCAAGCUGGAUAUAAAGGGAUGUUAGGUCUAACAUAUAUUCUUUAGUUAAAUUGCAGAUAUCAUCCGUUGAGCUGUAUUCUUUUGUUUUUGCUACGUUUUUAAGUAGCAACCGGGAUAUUUUGUUUUUCUUCGAAAAACGAGUGAAAUGAUCCGCCAUCAUAUUUUACUACUCUACCGAAAUAAUGAAACCCUGUUCCCCGGGGUUCUCGGUUGUUGUCCCUUUAUCUGGCGGUUUUCCAGAUAUCGCAAACGUCUUUCAAAUUUGUACAGCGAUUGCUGGUUUAAAAGACUUAGCCGAGGGGUUUGGGCCAAUCAGAAACAGACAUAGUUUAAAUGAAUAAUGAACUAGCUUAAUUGAAAGCUGCACAAUUAAUAUUUCAAAUUGAUUGCAUACAGUAAUUGCUUAAUUCUCGGACGUAGGAAGGGGGAGGUUGCUCCCCCUCCUUUUUUCUGAUUUUUUUCCUAGACGAUAAAACAUUAGCACCUGAAGUUUUCUGUAGCUGUUUGUUUAUCCUUCGCGCGCAUUUUGAGAAAAGUUUAGUGAUGGUCCGUUACUAUGGUUACGAGAUAAGUAGCAAGUAACGUCAUAAGUAGCAGGUGGUCAAGCCAUUUUUGAGUGAGUAUGCAUGUUUUUUCACCUUUUUUCAACAGUAAAAGCUAAACUUGUGGAUGAAAUGAUGCAUAGUAAUUAUUUAUGUGUCAUUUUACAUGUUAAGCGCAAAAAAAUUAGCAGUUCUCACUGUUUUCACUUGCUUUCUAACUCUUGAUAAAAUCCAAGAUGGCGACCAUGUUUGGUGACAUGACAGACCUCAAACAGCGCUACCACCAAUAAAACAUAACCCAUCUUGUAGAGAAUAUCAAAGGCUUUCCACUGAAGGCAAAAUCGUUUCGAAAUACUCCCAUCAUCUCCGCGCCCCUUGUACCACGGCGGGAGUAUGACUUUGCAUGUACGUCCGAGGGUUAAGGGCUUGUUUACAUGAAGGUGGGGGACCCCAGGUGUAACCCGCUUAGCUGGGAUAACCUGCCUGUCCAUAAAAUCUCUCAUCGCGUUUACAUGAUAGGAGGGGAGAGACCGCCGAGGGGGUUUGUCCAGCCUGAGAUAACCCUUCUCAACCAGGGUCAAAUUUUUCCAUGUCAACGUUUCAUGAAGGUAGGGUAAUAGAAGAGAAUUGACCGCCAAAACACGUCAUUUGCGUGCCAUUUUUGUUGUGUUGUGUUGCCUUUUGUUGUUGUUUUUGUUUCUUCCUAUUUUUAAGUGCUUUGCGACCAUUCAACAAUCCUCAAAAAGUCACUGCGGGAUGGUUGGUUAUUUUUGUUCCGACCUGACGGGGUUAAAACCUACCUGGGCUCCCAGACCUCCGUGUAAACGAGCCCUAAGAUAUAUUUUAUUUUCAGAGAAGGAAGUACCAUUGCUGUUGUUCGCCUACGAUUUGAAAGAAACAUCAGCGACCCCUUGAAGCCUUUGGAAGAUGCUAUCAAAGAUGGCAUAUUGGGGCGGAAUAUCAGAGUUGAUACACAGCUCCUUAAUACAAGUAUGUCAAGCUCCAAUCAAUUCACUCCAAGUCAAUCCAGUAGGUACCAUUAGUUAAAUCUUAACGACGCUGACAGACAUGAUAAGGACUACAUUAUAAUCACGUGACAGGGAUAAUAGAGAGAAACUCACAACCUGACUCCUAAAUUCCACAUCAAAUUGCACGGAAAUAAGGAUCAAUCAAAUUUCAUUUAUUAUUAUUUUUAUUACAGUCGAAGCAGGUCAUUAGCGUUGCUGUCGCUAACGAACUAAUGAAAUGAUUUCGUUUGUUGAUUUAAAAAUAGAAUGUUGAUUCGAUUCCCGUUUUUUGAAAAACUACAAUUUCCUCAAGUCGACCUCAGAAUUUUGUUUUUUCUUCUUUUUUGCCAAGAGUCGAGUGCGGGCCAGUUCUGAAGUUCAAACCCAUACAAACUGUCACAUGUACGCCAAUUUGCCGCCAGAAAUCAGUGCAACAGACAUGGGUCGGGUUGUUCUGAAUCAGCUUUGCAGUAGCCUUUCGACUUCUCGUGCCUUGGUUCUUUAUAUUUUGGCUGAUUAGAUCUCUUUUCUAGAGAUCCAACGUUUACAACUAGCAGGAUCUUCGUCCACGGUUUUUGCAGUUAAUUUAAUCCUUUAUUAAGAUUAAGGGAGCUCGUAACUAUUAUUUCUAAACAAUAAGUUAUUGUUUCAGAACAAAAGUUAAGAGCCCUUUUAUCUUAAGACGGCUUAAUGCAACCUGGCCCAGACCUCUUAGAAAACAUGAUGGUCAAACUGAGGUCAGUGUAUGUGCGGUGAUUGGUGGAUUUCGAUCCUCGGCCUUUGUCAGUUUCUUCGCGUUUGCGGUCUGUCUAUUCUAGCUGUUAUUUUGAUUAAAGGCAAUGAAAAACGCAAUCGUAAACGGUAGGAAAAGGAAAGCAAAUACGAUUGAACACAACAGACAAGAAUAAAGAACAGGUAGACUUUGUUCAUGAACCAAAUCAAUAUUUAAUUAUUGAAUCGAGGUGCAAUUUGACUGUUGGAUUAUUCAUUUUAUGAGUGGAUUAUUGAAUCAACAAACCGAAUCAUUUUUCCAUUUAUUCAUUCGACUAGCGACAGGAACGCUUGACAUGCUUUGACUGGCCUUUCACAAAAGAAAGAAAAAAAAGCCCUCCUUGGUCAGUAUGUUUGUUUCUAUACUUUGAACUCUUUCGAAAAUGUCAAGUCACACUGCGAAGUGCAUACAGAAAUACAGAGAAGGUAUCUGCACCGGCAAAUUUUCAACAUUUUAUUUUGCCCUCAAAGUCUUUCUACGGUAUUAAAGUCCUUGUGACGUAACUGAUGCAUAUGUGAAUAUACCUUUGCAUUUAAGAAAAAAUCUACUCAAAAGUUGACCGAUUUAGUGGAAGUUAAAGAAAUAUUUUCAUAAUUUCGGUUACUAAGAAAAGAGACUGAAGGAGAUGGCAGGAGCGCAAUUUGACUCCUCUUUUUAGCAUCAGGUUCUAUUGAUGCGCUCAACAAAAUUCAUUGACUGCCUUGGAUUCGUUGAGAAACUACAGCCUCGGUAUGUCCAACUUGAUUUUUCUUGCUUCUGAUCAAACUGUAAUGACUAAUAUUACUUGCUUAUUGUCAAAAUUCGUUAUGUUCUUGAAUUAUACUCCUUUUUCCAGGACUUUAAUAUUAUUGUAUAAAAUUAAAUUUAAAUCUAAAUUUAAAUUACAUUUGCGUGUCUUCUCACCAGAUAAAGUCUGACAAUUUUGCAGGGAGAGUACAACGCUUUUUUGGCCCUAUUCCUCUGGUCUGUUUUUCUGCAGAUUUCUUUCUCUUUACAGAAGCAAUUCUUUUCAGUUUUGAAUAAAACUUCUUUUUUAAUCUUCAUACUUCGGCGCCCCUCAUUGCGUUAAAACUGAAACUGAGUAACGCGUCUUCCGGAAGUGCGUCACACCUCAUUUAGCAACUAGUCAUGUAUCAAAAUCCAAGGGGGCUACAGAGAGGUUAUACUUGACACUCUUUUACCCUUCCACGAGCAUUUCACACAGCAGUGAUUCAAAAUGGCGGCCGAGAAGGUCUGUGAUGGUAGUAUCCAGGAAAAACAGUUGAUUUUGAGAAGAAAAGAAGCUUUAAAUUUUACCUACACUAGAAAACCGUUAAUUACCACGUGACCGAUUUAGCUUGACUUUUGUGGAGGAAUGGAUUAUUAUUUCUUUGUGAAAUUUGGCAAAUACACAAAGAGCAUGUUAAUGAAGAGAUCUGUGUUCGACCAAAGGUUAGCUAAAAUUGCCGUACAGCUGAAUUAUUCGGAUGUCAAAAUGUGGAUGAAAUUACAAAACAGCGAAUUGUGCCCUGGAAUGUGGAUUAAUAGGAGCUGUGUCGUGGUCGAACAGGAUUAUUCUAUCUUACGUCCUUAUUUGUGUUACAUUUCAUUCGGGAAUUUCUUUUAACAAUAAUUCUAAGGAUUCUUCUGAAAUUUGGAUUUUUUUUCUUUCCGUGCCAUCCUAGGGGGUAAUUAAAUUAACACCUUUUGGAUGACAUAGCUAGCAUAGUUUAUUUUGAUAUAUUGUAGUUCCUUAAGAACUAAGGAAUACCGUCAAUGUAGUAAUAUGUAGAUAUUAUCCAUAAAAUGACUAUUAAAAAUGAUGGGAAAAUGUGCAAAAUUUGCCGGUGCAGAUACCUUAACAGCAGUCUACAGUCUGAAGUUCGAGAUUGGCUUAAAGGAAAAGUCCGUUUUUGAUAUUUUGGAUUCACUUCAAGUUAUAUUUAUCACAUUUUUUCAAACUAUUUCAAAGUGAUAUGAGGAAAACAAAAGUGAAAGGCUUGUCUACCUCUUUGGAAACUGACGUGGGUGUUUCGUUUGAUUUCCAUGCAUAUGAUUGGUCUUUCUUCAGUAGACACUAUGAGCUGUUUAGAGGCGGUCCAUUGAAAUAAUAACACGACGAUGAUGACGAUUACGGUAAUGAUGAUAAAAAAUUCGCGUGUAAUUUAAACGUUACAUUAUACAUAACAUCACUUGUGACCUUUAUAUAGCAAUGCUACCAGACCCAACCACUGAAGAACCAACAACCGACGAUGAUGAUGGGGGUCCUUUAUCAAGUGGUCUAUCAGCAGCUGAAAUUGGCGGUAUCGUUGGAGGAUCGGUCGGAUUUGUUGUAAUCCUCAUCAUUAUCAGCCUCGUUAUCUUCUUCCGUUGCCAGCCUAAAAAAGGUAAGCUUCAUUUGAUAGGAUUGUUUUCGCCAUUUGCAGUCAAAGGUAUCGAAAAUUCCCUCUUGGAUAUGUUUCAGCUAAGGAAAUCGUCAUGAUACUUGAUUGCAAGACAGCGCCUUCUUAAUGGUGUUAAGGGGGAAGUUUGAUUGUUGUUGUUGUUGUUGUUUGGGGGGAAUGGGGAUAUUUUAAUUGAGAGUUGAAGAAAAAAGGGUGCAUAAACUUCAACCACUUAGUCCUCUGAUUGUGGUGAGCCAUUUGUUAUUUAUCUAUACCACUAAUUAUUUCCGGUAAUGUUCAACAACCCCAGCUUAAUUCAGGAUUUUUUCUAGUUGUCCAUAUUUAUAAACAAUUAUUUUAAGCAUUUAUUUAUUGAAAACACUACAAAAAUCAUCCAAAAAUUCUCAGACAUACAGUAGACUCCCGAUAAUUCAAAUCUUUAAGGGAAGUAGAAAAAAGUUCGAGUUAUCGAGGGUAAAAUUAUACAGAAAAUGAUCUAAAGGGAAAUGAAAAUUACUUCGAGUUAGCAGGAGGCUCGAAUUAUAGAGGGUUCGAGUUACCAGAGGUCAACUCUACUAACAUCCGACCACCCGCUCCCUGAGUCAUUAUAUGAUUGAAAAAAAUCUUGUCCAUGGCUAGAUUUUGAAGAAAAAGGGAAGUAAUUCGUGCCAUCUACUUGUUAUUGAGAACAAUAGAUAGUGUAAUAGUCGAAUAUAUACGGGCAAUUUUCUCGUUUUCAUUUUUAAAUCUGACUACCGCUUUAUUUUAACAUAUAGCUAAGGCUUUCCCUGUUACCAACCAGCUUUACUAUAAAUUUUCCAUUCUUUAGCAGGCAAAUCAUUCAGUGAAGCAGACGGAUAUCGCAUGUAAGUGCAUUUGAUAUUAGUCAAGCUCUCGCUAUUAUAAGGGAGAAAAAUUAAGACCCGACACACGGUAACCGCUCUGAGGAAAGUUAACUCUUUCUUGAGCUGAAGGUGAAAAUUUUAAAGUUCUAUCAAGAAUUUUUUACUUAGGUGGGCCCCGGCCCACCAUGGUCCUAAAGGUUGUGAUAAUGAAGGCUCGGGGCAACCUCGGUCCGAAACGCUCUCUCUACAUAACGGUAAGGUAAGAAAAGGAGCGAGAGCAUAUGUCUACUAGGUUUGGUUGCAGGAACACGAUUGCUGCGCUUCUUGUUUUUUACUAAGUUUUUUACUUAGAUAUCUGCGAGUACUGCGUAAAACCUGUUCUUGGUUUAAUCUUACUUUCCUUUGUCUUACAUUGCCAUACCCUAAAACUGAACCAAAGCAUAUACGUGACAACUGCCUUAUACCUGAUCGCUUUGUGAUGAUUUAGUUAUAGUUUCAUGCAUGGAUUGAUAUACCCCUAUCAUGCACAAUCAGUUGUAGUGUGGAGAAAAACUAUAACAUUGCUCACGGUAGCACACGUUUUAGUCGAGGCAUCACUAGAAAGUACUGGCUACUAUUUAAUGAAUAACUUUGUUACAGACACAGCAACCCGAGUCACAACACGUGAUCUUAAAUGGGUCUCAAUAAAACUAUACUUCAUCAUGAAAACGCUCUAAAAUAUUCUCAGUACGACCCAAAGGAAAACGUAUUAAUAUUCGACGAUCUAUAUAUGUAACACACACCGGCGUGCUUAGAAUGCGAGUUUUGGAGUUUGAAGUUGCAACACGCUCCCCAUAUCUAUAUGAACUCGCAACUCGCGAUCCGCAGUCCUCAAUUCCUAACAAUAUCUCGCGACUCUCAAUUCGCGACACGCAACUCCAACCAAAACUCGAAGAAUACCCGGUCCCACACUUGUAUUGGCUCCUAAUCGCAUUAAUCGGAUCGACUAUCUUCAUAGAUGAAGAAAGAUUCACAACAGAAACAAAAUCCUGCCUUAUUCUUCCUAACAUCUAUGAAUAACAAAGCAGUUUAUUGGCAAAUCUCUAUUUUUUAUUUUUUUUUGGUAGGAACAAACAGCCUCCUUCAUCAGGACUAGGGACAGCAAGCCCAGCUUUUGUUGAGGCCAGGAUGUAUGCCCCACCCAAUGCCGCCAAUAAAAAGGUAUUAACAACGACUGUAUUUCAUACCUUAUGUUAUUGCCACAAAAUUGGGAAAAUACGGAUACGGCAAUGGAUGUAUGAAAGCACCAUGAUAUACUUUUGCCCUCUUUCGAUGAUCAUUCCUGCAAGUAGCCGACCCAAAUUGUGUAUACUUUAUCUGCAAUCUGCCAGCGGAUAGAAUGUCAAGAUAAUAGGUGUUUUGAAAAAUUUGUUGCCAUUCUUGAAAUUGCAUCAUUUUUACAGGGAGAACCAGAAAAACGUCCUUUGCCAGCUGGAGGGAGCGGUGGACAGGACGGCCAGGGCGGCUUCGAAUUGUGGUGCUAAUUCUAGAAUAGAAGUGGGACCUAAAACCAAGCCCAUCACAUGUACGCGUUGUAGUUCACGAAUGUGAUCCCUGAGGGUAUAAAACGGGUGAAAUAUGAGCAAGUCCUCUCUUCACUAUGUCCUGGUAGAUCUAGCAGUAAGAAAAAAAAAAACCUGCAUCUUGUUUUGACUGAAAAAAUACGGUUUUAUUCUUGUUAGUUUUAAGCAAGUGUAAGUGAGGUUGAAUAGUAAAGGUAAGAGUAAUGAUAAGGAUAACAAUCAUAAUAAUAAUAAUAAUAAUAAUAAUAAUAAUAAUGAAAAUAAAAAGGCCGCCGCGAAAACUUUGCAACUGUUAAGUCGUCCCUCGCCACUGAUCUGCUCGAAACGCGCCUGAUCAUAGUCUUAACUGUUAACAAGAGACUGUUAACCAAUAAAAAGGCCUUUUCCAUUGUUUAAGCUUCGCUUGCCUUUCAUUUCUAAUAGAUGCUAAUUUUUUUGCUUGAUUUUCAAAUAUUCCAAGAGGCUCUAGACUAAACAAGUUAAACUUAUUGGUAGUCGACAAUCUUUGAAACAUACUGAGUUAUUAGAAGAGACUGGUUAUGAAAGACAACAAACAUCAGCUUAUGUUGCAAGCUCCCUAAAGUUGCACAAUCCCUUGUUUUCUGUUGGAAAAUUGCGACGGAAUAAAUUAAUGCAACAUUUUUAUUGGUCUUUAAGAUCAAAAUGGUGGGAAUGCUGUUGAACGUUGUACACCGUCAAGUCCACAAAAACAUAUAACAAAGGAGUCUGACGGGUUUUAUAACCAUUCCAAUCUAUUAACUAUAUAAAAUAUUUUAUUGUGUUUGUGAAAUAUAUGAAGCAAGCAGUAGAUAUUUGUAAGUAAGCAGCUAAUGAAAUCAUAUAACUUAUGAUUUUCUAAGCUAAAGUUUGUAUCAAAAUUUAAUUAUACUGUUUAGUAAUUCAUCAACUCAUUUUACAAACGUGUACAUGUAAUUAAAAUUCUCUCCAUUGAUUUGUCAUAACAUUAUUGAAUAAUUACGGUAAACUGUAUUUUACAAAUUGGUAUAUUGUGUUAAAAAGAUUUGUAUGGGAAAAAAAAACAAUAAAUGUGCUGUUACUUCUUUUUG